This is a messenger RNA of Tripterygium wilfordii, 2571 nucleotides long. RefSeq names its product mRNA-capping enzyme-like. Gene Ontology annotation, biological process: 7-methylguanosine mRNA capping; protein dephosphorylation. NCBI's taxonomy places the organism in Eukaryota, Viridiplantae, Streptophyta, Magnoliopsida, Celastrales, Celastraceae. Bases 330 to 2369 code for a protein of 679 amino acids. Gene Ontology annotation, molecular function: mRNA 5'-triphosphate monophosphatase activity; protein tyrosine/serine/threonine phosphatase activity; mRNA guanylyltransferase activity. The record is from RefSeq and is a predicted model, not a curated record. The transcript has 18 exons.
AGAUACCCUGUUUCGAUCGUCAAGCAUAUUUCAUUUCUCCUGCACUCUCUCUCUGUAUCUCCAGUUCCGCCAGAAAAGAGAUAUUGAAAGACCACCGACUCGGCAUCGACAGCGCAACUGUGCGGUUCUUGCUGUCUUUCUGUAACCUGUGUUUGUUUGUCGUUCUAGAAAACCACCGUUUAACUUACUUUAUCAAUAUUAGUCGGAAUCCAAUCAAGUUCGAUCCGUCGAUGAGCAGGUGAGAAGUUGAAUGAGAAGAAUCCUUUUGGUCAUCUGAGUGUUGUUAGACUGGCAGCGUUUUUGGUUUUAGUUGGAAUAGUGUGUUCUCCAUGGAUUUAAAUGUCUCACUGGUGCCUGAAGAGGAUGAAGCGAUAUACAGGCAGCGUGUAGUUGAGGAAACUGCAGGGCAUGAGCAUGAAGAAACUGCCGUUAGGAGCUUGUACAGAGAAGGGGAUGGAAGACAACAGGAGCUCAAAAGAAAAUUCCCAGGCGAGGGUAUCGUUCAUGUCUCUCCAUCAUUCAGGGAUGAUCAACGGUUUAAGUUUAAUAACCGCGGAUCUUAUAAUGAAAAUACGCUCCCUCAUGGGUGGUUGCAUUGCCCACCACAUGGUCAUGAGAUCGGGUGUAUAAUUCCUUCAAAGGUUCCACUAAGUGAAUCCUUCGAUAAGUACAUUUCUGGUGAAAGAUACUCACCGAAGCACGUGAUUCAUAAACACAGACUUCUAGGAAAAGAACUUGGUUUGGUGAUUGAUCUGACGAAUACUAAUCGUUACUAUCCAGUUUCGGCAUGGUCAAAAGAAGGUAUUCGUCAUGUUAAGAUUAGAUGCAAAGGAAGGGAUUCUGUUCCUGAUGAUGCUUCAGUAGAUAACUUUGUCUCUGAGGUUUUGAGAUUUUGCUCAGAGAAAACACAUCCAAAGAAGUAUGUUCUUGUCCAUUGUACACAUGGGCAUAACCGUACUGGGUAUAUGAUUGUUCAUUUUCUUAAGCGUACAGAGUCUAUUUCUGUCACUGAGGCAAUAGAUAAAUUUGCUAUGGCACGCCCUCCAGGAAUAUAUAAGCAGGACUAUAUCGAUGCACUUUACAUGUUUUAUCAUGAAAAGAAACCUGAACAAGUUGUUUGCCCUCGGACUCCAGAAUGGAAGAGGUCUCCAGACCUUGAAUCUACUGCUGAAGAUAAGGUCCAUCAGGAGCACGGCAAUGGUGCCCUUUUACAUGUGUGUGCCCCUGAUAAUCAUGUGAGGGAUGCAGGAUUAACAAAUGAUGAUGUACUUGGUGAAGCAAUACCUCCUGACCAGCUUCGAGCAUUUCGUCAAGAUUGCUAUCAUGUGCUUAAGCUGGGUGCUCCGCUGAGAGGAAACUUACAUUUUCCUGGCUCCCACCCAGUCUCUCUGAACAGCGAGAACCUUCAACUCUUAAGGCAGUGUUAUUACUAUGCAACAUGGAAAGCUGAUGGAACACGCUAUAUGAUGCUAAUAACUAGGGAUGGGUGCUACUUGAUCGAUAGAAACUUUUAUUUCCGAAGAGUCCAGAUGAGAUUUCCCUGCAAAUACCCAAGUAAGGGUACACCUGAAAAGACUCAUCACUAUACCUUACUUGAUGGGGAGAUGAUUAUUGAUACAGACCCUCGUACAAAGAAGCAAGAGAGAAGAUACCUUAUUUAUGAUCUCAUGGCAAUUAAUGGGAUAUCUGUUGCUGAGCUACCAUUCCAUGAAAGGUGGAAGACUCUUGACAGGGAACUGAUUGAACCUCGAAAUAUGGAGCGUGAGACUCUUUCCAAGAGCAUUUAUCCUUAUUACAGAUAUGACUUGGAACCAUUUGGGGUGAGAAGAAAGGGUUUUUGGCUGCUUUCUACUGUCAAUAAGCUUCUGAGAAAUUUUAUUCCGCAGCUUUCACAUGAAUCGGACGGUCUUAUUUUCCAGCAGGGAUGGGAUGACCCUUAUGUGCCUCGAACACAUGAAGGCCUUCUAAAGUGGAAAUUUGGUCAUAUGAACUCUGUUGAUUUUCUCUAUGAGCAGUUGGGAGCUAAUAAUUGUGAGCUGCUUUUCCUGUACGAACGUGGAAGGAAGAAGCUAAUGGAUGGAAACCGGGUUACGUUUGGAGAAGAAUCAGAUUCGUCUCAGUAUUCAGGGAAGAUUAUAGAAUGUUCCUGGGAUCCAAAUGGAAAUAUUUGGGUAUUCAUGCGGGUCAGGGUGGAUAAGUCCAGCCCAAAUGAGUUCAAUACCUAUAGGAAGGUUAUGCGAAGCAUCAGAGAUAACAUUACAGCAGAUGUCUUGUUAAAGGAGAUUGAUGAGAUUAUUCGCUUGCCAAUGUAUGCUGACAGAAUCGAGAAUGAUAUCAAGGCCCACCAAACCAUGGCAAGGCGCAGGUGAUGUACGGCCACCUAAAUUCAUACAUUUAGCCAGCUGAUGAUGUUUACAUAAGAAUAUUCAUGGCAUUUUAAGUAAGCACCACCUUUUUCUUUGGGAAUAACUGCAAACACACACAUAAAGGAAGGAGAAAGAGAUUGAUCGUAAAUUAUGUCACUACAGGGAUGAUAAAAUAAAAACUGUCAAGAGUACCGUUUGUUAAGCA